This is a messenger RNA of Adineta ricciae, 747 nucleotides long. Lineage: Eukaryota; Metazoa; Rotifera; Eurotatoria; Adinetida; Adinetidae. The record is from the annotation of a GenBank genome assembly.
AUGGAUAGACUAAUCUUUACGUACAUGUUUAUUUGUUUCAAAGCGAAGCGUCCGAUGGUGUUCUUCGCUUUAGUUUACUGCAUUCACAGAAAUUCUUUUGUUUUAUACAGAACUUUUGGGAAAGGCAUGAGUUGGUUAAAAGAGAUAUGCGAACGAUUGUUUCAUUGGAGUAAUAUCACAUACAUUGCAAAUAGUUACGGUGAAGACAUCUGGAUCUCCAUUAAAUCAAAUGAUUUGGAACUACAUGUAGCUAGUAUAGGAUUAGAUGCUAUGGAAUCACAAGUAACGAGGUUGUGUGAUCUUAAACUGAUCAAGACAUCAGAGAUCGGCUGGAUCAAAUUAACAUCUGGCAACAUUCAUAAACAUAAUCGAAGCUCUAAAACAGAAAGAAUAACAAUCGUAUGCACGGAUACACUAAAAAAAGCUCUUGCAGCUGUGGCUGCAGUAUCGAACAACGUGUCUGAUGCAGUAACAGGAGACGUCGACUUGGUUCUAGUGCUCAACUACCAAAUACAACAAAAUUAUUCUUAUAUUGUGACUAGCAACGGCGAAUUUUUGCAGCAGAAAUAUGGAAGCAACAAUUUAUUUCUUGAUUUUUUAAACAAAGAUCACAAUCCAGAAGAAACUAACUCGAACACUGCUGGCACAGAGCAGAAUGAAGAACAAACAAACUUGAAUAUUUCUGACACUUCUCCGAACUAGAUACGUGUAAACUUAUCUGCAAAACUUUCUCAACAUAGCAACUAA